Molecule: messenger RNA, 330 nt
Organism: Ogataea haglerorum
Lineage: Eukaryota; Fungi; Ascomycota; Pichiomycetes; Pichiales; Pichiaceae
Exons: 1
Coding region: 1-330 (109 amino acids)
Source: RefSeq, a predicted model, not a curated record
AUGGCAAUUGAAUUUAGUAUGAGCUCAUCGAUCAACUUGAACGAUGAACAGGUCGUUAGGACAUUUUUUCAAGUGCCUCCUCAGCGCGUCAAUGUUACGCCGAUUAUGAACAUUAAUCAAAAGAUGAUGGAAGUAGAUGUGCCUGAAAAACUUUCAUUGGUACCGGAUAUCGGAUUAAAAGAGACACCUCUGAAGAAGAGCAAGAAGAGCAAGAAGCGCAAGAAGGAGAAAAUCAAAAGUUCUAGAUACCGGAAGAAAAUUGACAACAAUCCUAAUUGCAGAGCGCCCUUACUAGUAAAAGGAAGCCUGCCAAGUUUGAAAAUUCCCUGA